ACCUCAACCAUGUUCAUCCAACGAACCUCGUGCCUCGUGAUUUUGUGCUCCCUCGUGGUAGCAGUGUAUUCCACCGGCACUCCUCGUAGUGGUAGUGGGGCGGCAUCACCCGCCAGACCCGAAGGAACCCGCCUUACCGACAUAGAGAAGGCACUGGCCGCCGCCCAAGAAAGGAUCAAGGAGCUCGAAAGUAAACAGCAGUAUAUACAGCAGCAACAGGAGGAAAUUCACCAACAGCAGAAGAGGCUGGCGGAGCAAGAGGAGGAACUUAAGCGGAAGGCGGCGGAACUGGAGGCGGCCAGGCAGGCGGCUUUGGAGGCGGAGAGGGCUGCCGCCAGACAGGUCGGAUACGAAACUGAGAGGCCGUCCGGUCUUCCUCGCUCGGAGACUUUCCGUUGGAGAGGCGGUUUUGUCGAUUUCAGCUCGCCUAAGGUCUUCGAGCAAGUGUGUGACUACAAGAAGGUCCAGGCCCAGGACGAAGACCGUCACGUGAAGUGCAGGGAGCAGUGCGUUCUCCUAUCGCUUCGAGUACAACAGAUACAAAAGGAAUACCCGCAAAUGGUGGGGUUAAAAAACCUCGCGAAGGAUUGCUCGGACUUCAUCGGGGGUGUCUGCGACAAAUCUUACACUCUUCCUGGGAAGCGUCACACCUCCCUUUGCACCUGCUACACCGCACAAAAAGCCGGUGAGGAGCUGCCACGCACACACCUCGCAUCCUACUGCCGCGCCCAUAUGACAGGCUCCAAGAUCUUCCACAACGUCGGGGUAGCCACGAAGCCGAUCCGCAACCAAGUCAGCAAGUGGCACAAGAGCUGGCAGGAGAGACGCAGGGCCAAGAAGGCCGCAAAGGCCGAAAAAGCAGCCGGUUCGAAUUGAGUCAGCGUAGAGCACCUCCCCUCGGUAGUGUCAGAGAUCGAGCGAACUGAAUUGAAGAGAAAGGAGUCAAGUUGUAUUGUGGAGACAGUUAUGAGGUAGGAGUAAUUCUAAGUUUAAAUGGACCGCGUUAAGCAGAAAGGAACCAAGCCACAUCAGCUAUUGCCAAAGUUAACCUGACGAUUUGAUUUUUUACAUGGAAAGGGUUGGGAGGAUUUUAGUGCACAUUUAAGGGAAUUUUCUGCAUAAUAAGAGGCAAAUUCCCUAAAAUUUUCAAAGGAAUCCAUCCACACGUUCUCUUGUAAAAAAUUGGAAUGCUCGGUCAAAUUUGGCAAUAGCUGAUGUGGCUUGGUUCCUUUCUGCUAAACGCGGUCCAAAUAACUCCCUAAAUUUCUCCCCAGAAAUAGAUACAGUACAUUGACGACGAAACUCCGUAACCACAUUUUUCGAUUUUCAACUUUGAGGAUUUUCAGUCAGAUUUUGUCUCUUAGAUGGAAAACCACUCAACGGCAAUUUUUAAAAACCGUCGUGAUUUUUCGUGAUCUUUUUUGAUAUGACUUGGUUCUUUUCUGUUAAACUCUGUCUAAAGAUCGUAUCCCUGCUCAUAAAACUUGGAAAACGCUCAAUAAACAGAAACAACUUUUCAACUUUAAGUUCUUCCUUUGAAUAAAACCUAGAAUAUUCUAUUCUUCCUGUCCUGUGGCUCAGAGUUGCUCUAUUAGGUACCUGAUUUAGCUUUUAGUGGUAUUUUUGCACCAUAGAAAAUUUAGGUAUCGCUUUUCAAAACAUUUAAGAAAAGCGCCCUUUUUGUGUGACUUGUUCUAUCAAUCCUACCAUUUUACGUUUUUAGAAUUACUUGAGAUUUUUAUACCUCUUAUGUUCAUAAUAUAUAAAUGAAUGAAAACUAUUUGAGAAGUAAGAAGUAAGUAUACUUGAAUCCGAAAGUAACCAAGUAUCAUGAAUGGCAUAGGCAUUGAAUUUAGUCUUACAAUAAACGUAUCGUGUACAUAUUAUUUUUACCGUAUCAAGUUCCUAUCAUAGCAAUAUACGAUUUUUCAUAUAUUUCCAUUCAUUUUACUUUUUAUAUUGGAGUAAACGUGUUUUAAAAAAAUGUGUGUAGCGUGUGUAAAAGUACCAAAUAAAAUACAAUGCUUUAUAAUGUAGCAUGAA
Molecule: messenger RNA, 2043 nt
Organism: Bemisia tabaci
Lineage: Eukaryota; Metazoa; Arthropoda; Insecta; Hemiptera; Aleyrodidae
Source: RefSeq, a predicted model, not a curated record